Aspergillus welwitschiae is the source of this 2448-nucleotide messenger RNA. RefSeq lists its product as uncharacterized. The transcript is spliced from 10 exons. NCBI's taxonomy places the organism in Eukaryota, Fungi, Ascomycota, Eurotiomycetes, Eurotiales, Aspergillaceae. Gene Ontology annotation, molecular function: ATP-dependent chromatin remodeler activity; ATP binding. The coding region runs from base 1 to 2448 and encodes 815 amino acids. The record is from RefSeq and is a predicted model, not a curated record.
AUGGACAGUGCCGUGAUUUCUCCUACCCCGGAUUCCAACCAGUCAACGACACCAGAGAGCCAUACGAAUGAUGUGACGCCGCCAUUUCACUCUACUAAGAACAUCUGCUCUCCCCGAAAGCAUCCAGCAGGCGUGAACUUCCAGCAUCAGUUGAUAAAGCCCAACGAGGAUCUCCAACGCUAUUUGAACUUCCAGCUGAUGACGCCGAAGUUGAAUCGCAUCCAUCACCUGUUAUGGCUCGCCGGUCUCCCGCGUGCAGCGCGCCCCCUCCAUCGCCAGAAACUUAUGAAGCGUACGGUGAUCCUCACGGAAUCGCCCGACGAGCAUCUAGUUUGGAGCCCCGGACAAAUCCUCAUCAAGCCAGUGCCAGAGUAUCUCCUCGAUCGCAAGUUCUGGGUGCGAAACAUCUGUCCCAAUCGCGAGUUGUACGCUGCCGCGUGCGGGCUGCUUUUAUCAUAUGCCUGGCUCGUCGCCGGGCUGAUCGAUUUCCAAAACGCCAAGGACGAGCACAUUCUUCCCAGCGACGUUAAGUGGAAGGCCUGGACGAAGCUUAUCCAGGAGGUUCUCGAAUGGAAGGACAAGAAUUAUGACAAUGAUAACAGCAGGAGUAGUUCCCUACCCGCACAAAAUAAUCGCUCGUUCCAGCCCCAGCCUGCAAUCAUCAACAAGCGUUACGAGUUUGGCGAGUUGCGUCUUAGCUAUAGUGUGGCGAAGCAAACCCAAGUAAACCACGAAGUGAAAGGAAGAACAAAGGAUUUGGGGCAGAGCCAAGCAGCUUACCUGGUUCUGAACUUUCCCAACGAGAUGUCAUUGGACUCUCCUCUAAAGCGAGUCGUGCAAUCAGUCACCGAUAACAUCCAUGACAAGGAUUCCGACGGUCAUCGGGGAAAGCGACCCAAGUUUGACAAGCCCUUAGGCACCAGCGGCUCCAGCUCCGUUCCAGACACGGACACUUCUCCAGGCUCUCUCGUGUCUGAUUACCACGUACAGGAUGCUUUACAGCUGGAAGACGACCAACUCUGCGGCGAAAGUUCGCCGCCGCCUUAUUCGGAGGCUAUCUCACCACAAGCGCUUUCGCCCGAACAUUUGCCUCCAGAUCCUGUCCAGGAUUCUCUCCAGCAAUGCCACAAUAAUCUUGUCCAGGACCUGCAGGGCACUCAGGGAGAGAACGCAGAUCAUGUAUGCUUCGGCAUGCUGAGAGAUAUCUAUGUUCAAAUCAAGCCUGCGCAAGACCUGCACUCUUUAAGCGGUGAUCAAUCAUUCGGAAUACCUAAUACGUUUGCUACGCUAGCUCUCUCUAUACAAUGGAACCGUGGCGACUUUCUAUCAAAAACGGGCACUCCUAUUGCGACAUUGAACUGUGAAACCCACCGUCAACUCAGCUCCAUCAGAGUCGAUGAGGAUCCGAUCUGGCUGGGUGUGAUGCCAAUGGAUGAACUCCAGCAGAGAAUAAGAGUAGUUAAAAAGCGUUCAUCUUUAUCAUCUUCUCUCUCUCCCUUCUCCACUUCCUCAUCCGCUGAUUUUUCGUCGUCAAUGGAGACGUGCAAAAUGAACAUCUUCGUCUUCGGUCCAUUGGUUAUCGAGGACGUUCUGGCAAGGGAACUUGGUUGGCACAGAUUAUACUUAGAUCAUCCAGAUCCAAUGCCCGACCAGGUCAAGUAUUAUAAUCCCCAAUGGUUCUACACAGAGGGGACACCGUUUUACGAACGGCUGGUUUCACCACCUAUACCGGGGACCGCUGAUCAGCAUCAGCACGAUAUGGAUAAUUCUGACGAGCCGGAUGCAGACAAGAGCGAAGACGAUGAAGAUGACGAUGCUGAUGCUCAAGCAGUUCCUGAUGGUUCUUCUAAUCUGCACAAUGAGGCGUAUAUCGAUAGCCGCAUUCGUACGGAGCUUAAAAGGGACAGGAGAGUGAACUCUGUUGCAGCUACCAGCGAGAAGCGGUCAGCUUCAUUCUCUCUCGAGAAACGAUCUAUCCGCAUAGUAGUAAGAAGAAGACACUUUGGCAUCUCGAGAAUCGGGGUUCGAGUGAGCGCGUGCAUGAUAUCCUCUCAUCCCGAAGACAUCCGUGGCGGCAUCCUUGCAGAUGAUAUGGGAUUGGGAAAGACCCUCAGCAUGAUCGCCAGUAUAGUGACAGGCUUAUCCUGCGUUGAAACAACAUUGGAAACCCCAGCAGAUACGAUUCCGUUUCCUGUAAAAUCCACACUUGUUGUCGUACCCACUGAACGAACCCUGCAAUGUUACAAAUAUCAUGGUCCAAAGCGUCAGUUCUCGCUCGCAUCGCCUCCUCUUAUGGUACUUGCAACAUAUGACACUGUCGCAGCAGAAUUCAGUAAAAGCGAGGGGGAAGGCGUUCUUAAUCAAGUUCACUGGCACAGACCACUUCCUGGUCGCUAUGAACCGCUGGAAACCAAUGGGAUGGGCCCACUGUUCGAGGGGCAGAAUUGA